UGGCGCAGCUGUCAGAGGGAUCGGGGGGCUCAAGAGUGUCAAUCGGGUUCGAGGGAGUGUUUAUGGACUUUUGGAGAAGUUCGCGGGUCUUUGGGGGCAAUCGGAGGGCGGGGGAGUGGUGACGAGUAAGUGAAGAGUUUUUGGGGACCUUGGAGGGCCAGGAUGGCGCUUAUCUAUAUUGAGGAUAAUGAUCCGUGGAUUGUCGAGCACGAUGCAUGUGAGGGGCUCUUCCGAGAGAUCAUGGAGCAACUCAGCCAACGCGAUCGCGAGGUGCGGACUUCCCAGGCAUUCGCAAGUUUGUCAGCGAACAUACGGUUCCAACUCAAGCAGUACACAGAUCAAAUAGCCCAGCUCAGGAAGAAGGUGGAUGAAGCCCUGAAGUUGAGAGUUAUAACCCUGGACGAAGCGGAGAGGCGGAGGCGACAGGUCGAACAGCUCCAAAGUAAUGCAUUCAAGAUCAAGCAGUUGUACGACGCGAGGAUGAAUCCAACUGCGUCGGACAGGCCGAGUCUCAUAAACUCCAGUGGCUCUGCAUUUGCUGACGGGGGAACCACUGGAUGGGGACAGGAUGAUGACGAGGAUGAUCCUCCCCUGAAUUUAAAUGUCUCCGUGAGCGAUCUGAAGACGCAUAACGAAGCUGCCAUUCAGGAGCAGGAUCGUGGGCUCGAUGAGUUGUACCAGGUCAUUGUGAGACAGAAGAAUAUUGCCCAGACAAUUCAUACUGAAGUGGAUCAUCAAAAUGAACUAAUUGACGACCUGGCAGACCACAUGGAGCGAACAGACGAGCGGCUGAUCGAUGGAACGAGAAGAAUACGCGCAAUCGAUCGCCGAGACAGGACCUGUGGAUACUGGGUCAUCAUAAUUAUCCUAUUCAUAAGUAUAAUUACCAUUGCUGUGGUCUAACGACCGAAUGUGAUAAUUCCAUAAUUCCUAUUUUUUAAGAGAAUGCUUACAUUAACAAUGUAUUGUAAAUUACUGAUUAAGGAUUGAGGACUGCAAUUACUGGUAGAGAACAUCAUUAACGAAAUUUAUUACAUUAAUCACUGGGCUCCGCCCUAUUCUACAAUUUCAACACGUCAUUGUACACUGGUUGGUUCUGUACAGAGCUGGGCAAUAUUUCAGUAAAAAGCUAUUUGAAGAAUUACUUCAAAUAAUUCGUGGGGCAAUGCUAUUUGAAAUGAUCAUUUCAAGUUCAUUAAUUUGGAUGAUUAAAUUAUAUUUAUUUAUUCUCGCUUGAGAACCUGAAAUAAAAUGAAUAUUCACUGCUUCAUUCACUAGUUCAACUAAUGAAAGGGGAAUUUUUCUUUUUUUCCUCUGAAUUAUUUUAAAUAAGAGAUUAAAGAUUAGUUCAGAUGAAAUUCCGAAGAUUCUCGAUUUUUUUGUGACUGAAAAAUUUUGAUUCUUCACUUUUUAUUCAUCAGUCAAUUUAUUAAGGGAAUUUUUAAAUUGAGUGUAAUUUGACUUUAUGACUGAUAUGUAUUUGUAGAAGCUUUAAAGAAGUGAGUAUUUUUUUUCAUCAAAAAAAUACUCGAUGAAAAUGUAUUUAAUGCAUUUUUCAGCAGACGUCACCGAUUUCAUGAACUUGAGAAUUGAAAAAAAUUCGCUCUCAAGAGUUAGAAACAUUUUCAUACAACUGUACACCAGAUUCCUGGGGUCAGCGCUCCCUCUUCUUUUUCUCCAUCAUCUAUUUCUAACGGGAUCCUUCCACAUUGUCAGAAAUUCCUUAUUCAUUUUGAAGAUCAACAAUAUCAUUUUUACAUCAGUUGAAAUUCUCAGAUUUCUUGGGAAAAUUAACCAUCACAUAAUUGAAUUAAUUGAAUUCAAUAGAUUGAUAAUCGACAAUAGUCGAUGUCUGAAUUUACCAUUUUUCAAUCAUUUUCAUUGAAUAUUCCAGAAAUUAACUGAUUUAUCACUACUAUGAAUGGAAAUUUCAUGUGAAUUAGUAACGAAAACUCGUGAAAUUCACAAUAUAUUCUAAAGUUACAAUUUUAUUUUUACGUUAUAAUGUUAUAACAGUGUAAAUCGAACUAUAUGAAUACAUUUUCACCCCCAAACUUGAUAAACUUGAAAUAGAAACGCUUCAAAACAAUCAAACAAAAAAAUUUCAUAGAAAAGCCCGGCGAAUUCGAAAUUUUUCAAUAGAAUCGACGAAAAAC
Molecule: messenger RNA, 2156 nt
Organism: Diachasma alloeum
Lineage: Eukaryota; Metazoa; Arthropoda; Insecta; Hymenoptera; Braconidae
Gene: Syx8
Product: syntaxin-8
Exons: 5
Coding region: 163-903 (246 amino acids)
Biological process (GO): vesicle fusion; intracellular protein transport
Cellular component (GO): SNARE complex; endomembrane system
Molecular function (GO): SNAP receptor activity; SNARE binding
Source: RefSeq, a predicted model, not a curated record